This is a messenger RNA of Rubroshorea leprosula, 1365 nucleotides long. The record is from the annotation of a GenBank genome assembly. NCBI's taxonomy places the organism in Eukaryota, Viridiplantae, Streptophyta, Magnoliopsida, Malvales, Dipterocarpaceae.
GAAAGGUUAGUCUACCUAAAAUCAAUUGAAGGUUGGAUUGCAAGUCUUAUAUUCAACCGUGAGUUCAAAGUAGCCAUCGAAGCUGCCGUCAGUGUGUUUUCACUCCAAUGCUAUUCGUUUCAUCUUCUUGCUGGAGGCAACCAAAAUUUUUCUUUGAGGCAUGUUAACAAACACCUGGAAUUUCAUGUUGCCAGAAAUAGUUUUCAGUCUCUACAGAGCAUCAAACCCUUCAAAAACCCCUUCGGGUUCCUCUUUUCCUUUGCGCCAUUCGGAAUCGUUGUUGCGAAAAGGAGAAUUUGUCUGCUCUUCUCCUCUGAAAUGUUCAUAUUCCGAUACCACAAUCUCAAUUUCUGAAAACCCGUUUCUUAAACCUUUGAAAAACCUUUCUCUUGAUUCACUGAAGUCAGCUCUCUUGCAAUUGAUCCCUAUAAGUUUUGUCAAAUGGUCCGCUGUAUUGUCUGUAGCAAUUGUAGCUUCGAAGUGGACUCUGGGUUUUGCUUUCAACCCAUUCUUUUGGAUGUAUUUUAGUUGGACUUGGUUGUUCUGGUCCUGGUUUGUUUCUGUGCUGCUUGCAGUUUACGGGAUAAAUUGUUUUCGAAAGCAUUCACUGGGUGAGGCCAACAUAUUUGAGCAACUUGCUAUUGUGACGUCUGCUUUCACUUGGCUAACUCUGGUGCCUCCUGCCCAUUUUAAUGGCUACCUUGAAGGUUGGCCCUUUGUGUUCUUCUUCGUGUACCAUUAUUUCUUUUUCUUCAAUGUUAGUGUAAGAAGACGAUUGUAUGGAGAUUAUUAUGCUCGCCCACGUGAUCCUAUAUGGGAUCUGAACGUGCCAAAGUGGUGUAGGGUGUUUUUCUGUGCUGGAGUUAUGGUUGGGCAUUGGCUUGUGGCAUUUGAAGCACCAGAGCUGCACAAGAUACCAGGGGGCUGGAACAAUGUUGGUGUUUGGAUUUUGAUAUUCGUAACUCUGUUGGUGCACUAUAAUUCUACGCUGUAUCUUGCCAAAUACUCAGAGAAGGUUGCGGUGCCCACUGCUGUUGUGUAAUUCGGACCAUAAAGAUAUGCCCGGCAUCCAAUAUAUUAAUCGGCAAUGCUUCUAUUUGUAGCAUAUUUUCUUGCACUCCGGCCACCUUUGCGCUUGCUGUUUGUUAUAGCAGUUUGUUUGAUGUAUUAUAAGCAGAAAUCAAAAUUGGAGGUGGCUUUAAUGGUAGAGAUCUUUGGAGACAGUUAUUUGGAGUAUGUCAGUAGAGUUAAGUACAAGUUCAUACCUUUGGUGUACUAGCUUCAAAAGGUAAGCGUUUGAUUCUUUGUAAUCAUAAUUUGAUUUAUACUACUUGAGUUAUGGAACAUUAAAGGAAGUAAUACAUU